AUGAGCUCUUCCCCAUCAUCUAAUGGGUUGUCCAAUAAUACCCUUCAUCUGGAACAAAUACAAACGAAUUUGGCAUCUUUGAGGAACGGCAUACUGGAGCUUGAAGCCGUUAGUCGUACGGCAGGAGGAUCACACUCUCAAGUUGAAGCUGUAAAACUUCUUCGGAAACAGUAUGAGAGGAUGCGAGGCAUGCUUUUAGCUGACAGCCAGGGUGUGGAGGUGCCGAGUUUGGACAUUAUUGUUGCACCUACUCCCAAGAAACCCGAUCCUUUCUCAUCACUGACUUCGCCCUCAAAUGCCUCUCUUGCUCCACUUAUUGGUACUCCACCACCUCGAUCUCCCUCACCCUCGAUCCCGGACUACAACGGCCCGUUCACCCCAUAUACCGACGAUCCACAACGACCGCCUUCUCCGCCCUCACCAAAUGCACUACUGCAGACUCAAAAGCAGCUCAUCGAUACCCAAGACACCCACCUCUCUGCCCUGUCAGAUUCCAUAUCCCGCCACCAUAAUUUGUCGCUUCAGAUCAAUUCAGAGUUAGAUACACAUCACGGGCUGUUGCAGGAACUGGACACGGAACUGGAUCAGACUGAGGGAAGACUGAGUGGGGCUCGGCGGAGAUUGGAUAGGGUCGGUAGGGGUUUGAAGGGGAAUGGGUCGACCGUGUGCAUUGGGGUCUUAAUAUUGGUGCUUUUGGUCUUGAUCAUCGCGCUUAAGACCUAG
Lentinula edodes (shiitake mushroom) is the source of this 723-nucleotide messenger RNA. RefSeq lists its product as uncharacterized. The transcript is spliced from 2 exons. NCBI's taxonomy places the organism in Eukaryota, Fungi, Basidiomycota, Agaricomycetes, Agaricales, Omphalotaceae. The record is from RefSeq and is a predicted model, not a curated record. Bases 1 to 723 code for a protein of 240 amino acids.